AAAGCAACGGGCAAAACCUCCACAUUGUCGUCAUCUAGGUUUUGCGAAGCUUUGCGGAUGAUGACAAUACUAUGUUCUCACUCAAGCUUCCGCUUCAUGCCCGAUGCUUCACUCUUUAAUUUCUUCUAGAGCCCAACUUCUCUUUUAGUCUGUCGCGCGCGCCAUUUGGCUCGAUUACAAGGCCCGGGGGCAGGCUUUUGCUUGGAGUCAGUACGAAGGAGAGAGCUAGAGUGAGAUGCCCAAGGUACGCACCAAUCGGACGGUGUAUCCCGAGGGAUGGGAGCUCAUCGAGCCUACUCUGCGCGAACUAGAAACUAAAAUGCGUGAAGCUGAGAAUGAAACCCAUGAGGGUAAGAGAAAAUGUGAGGCAUUGUGGCCCAUAUUCAAAAUUUCACAUCAAAAGAGUCGUUAUAUUUACGAUCUCUUUUACAGGCGGAAGGCCAUUACAAGAAAGCUAUUCGACUUCUGCUUAGAACAAGGCCACGCGGACAAGAAUUUAAUUGCCAAAUGGAAGAAAUCUGGUUACGAGCGCUUGUGUUGUUUGCGGUGUAUUCAACCCCGUGAUCACAACUAUGGAACAACAUGUGUAUGCCGGGUGCCCAAGCAUCUGCGAGAAGAGAAGGUUAUCGAAUGCGUGCAUUGUGGUUGUCAUGGCUGUGCAAGUGGAGACUAAUUAUGUAGGUGAUUCGGUUGUCUUGCUUAUGAUCAGUUUAAAAACAAAUAGGUUAGGAUUUCUGUACAGUUUGUGACUUUCAUGUAUCCUCAAUUUUGGCGAAGCAAGACUAAUAUGUCACUGAGGCCAGCGGCAUGGAAAGUGUUAGAUUUUAGAAUUCCCAGAGCCUCCAAUUUUGCGGGCAGGUAGUCAGGCAUGGAAAGUGUUAGCUUGUAGAAUUCCCAGAGCCUUUAAUUUUGCGGGCAGGUAGUCAGGCAGGAAGAUUUAUAUUUGUGAUGUGUGGCAGUAGUUCCUGCCAAGUAAUCUUACAUCAUGAUUCUUACUUAAGCUGCUUGUUAAUUCUCCAGCUUUA
Molecule: messenger RNA, 1025 nt
Organism: Physcomitrium patens
Lineage: Eukaryota; Viridiplantae; Streptophyta; Bryopsida; Funariales; Funariaceae
Product: protein BUD31 homolog 2
Biological process (GO): mRNA splicing, via spliceosome
Cellular component (GO): spliceosomal complex; nucleus
Source: RefSeq, a predicted model, not a curated record